AUGGGGGUCGGCAACCUGCUGGAGGAGUACGAGACCUCGAUUGUUACGCGCCACACCUACCUUGUUAGCGGCAUCACGAAGUCGCUGCAGACGUUCUCGGAGGAGCAGUUUCUGUCCGAGCUGAGUGACGACCGGAACCCGCUCGGCGGGCGGCCGACGGUACGCAGCCGGCCAGCGCUCUACCAGCCGAACGGGGCGCACCGCCCCCAGCACCACCAGCCGCCGGAAGCGGCCGAGAACGAAAUUUACGACUCGGACGAAAGCAAUCUGCUCCGGACGCCGCUCGACCGUGGGCCGCACUUUGAUUUAUCGGCCUCGAAGAACAUCACCGCGCUGGUCGGCAAGACGGCCUAUCUCAACUGCCGGGUGAAGAGCCUCGGCAAUAAAACGGUGUCCUGGGUCCGGCACCGGGACAUUCAUCUGUUAACCGUAGGUAGAUUCACCUAUACUUCCGAUCAGCGAUUCCAGGCUGUACAUAAUCCCCAGACCGACGACUGGUCGCUACAAAUACGAUACCCUCAGAAGCGGGACACCGGUGUGUACGAGUGCCAGAUCUCCACCACGCCACCCGUCGGACACUCGAUGUUUCUCUCCGUAGUUGAACCCAUCACCACGAUCGUCGGUGCGCCAGAAAUGUUCAUCAACACCGGCUCGACUGUAAAUUUAACCUGUAUAGUACGCAACUCGCCCGAGCCACCGUCCACCAUCAUGUGGACGCACAACAAUCAGGAGAUCAACUAUGAUUCCCCCCGGGGUGGAGUGUCCGUCAUAACGGAAAAGGGCGAGACGACCACGUCCUAUUUGUUAAUUCAGCGCGCCAAACCGACGGACACGGGCAAGUACGUCUGCUCCCCGUCGAACGCGGAUCCUUCCACCGUCAAUGUGCACAUUCUGAACGGUGAACAUCCGGCAGCGAUGCAGCACGGCGGACAGCUGCGGAUAGCGGACCCGGUACAUGUGUUCCUGCUCUGGCUGCUGAGCUUCCUGCUGGGACGCCGAUGAGAGUGUGUGUGCGUGUUGCCGUUUUGCAGUGCUGGAACCUGCGGGAACUCGGAGAAACUGCGGCCUUCGCUGCCCUGCGGUACAAUUCGAACACAUCAAAGUGCAUCACAGCAAUUUAGAGCUAAUUAAACUAAACGGCAGUUGACCAAAACACGACACGGACCGUACCGGAAGGUGGAAACGAAAGGGAGGGGGGCUUAGGAUAAUUUAAUUUACGGCCAACUCGAAUGGGCGAAUACAAAUUGGAGGGAAAAACGCGCGAAGAUGCAGGCGAUUGAGCGGAAAUGAAGCGUCAAAAAUGGAGUGACAUAACUCAUCAUGGGGAUGAUCGAUUGGAGGGACGUGCUCUAAUCAUUUAGUUAAAUAACACGUUUUUACGAUCGCGAUCAGUGGACAGGGCUAAUGAUUUAAUUUUCAUUGGCAUUCAUUUUCCCGCCAUCCCGUGGGAGCAGGAACCACGGACGGAUGAGGUCGCGGGACUAGAUAAAUACGCAUUUAAUUGAAAGCAAUUCGUGUCGAGGUUUUGUGCUUUUUUUUCGCUCUCGUGGACUGAUUGAAAAUGUAGGUGUUUUGAUUGGAACGCAAGGCAAAGAGUUAAGCAGUUUAUUGGAAAAACACACACUCAUUGAACGGCACCGAGGGGGUCCCAUUAAAUUCCUAUGAUUGUUGUUUUUCCCGCAAAUCACACACAAAACAUUGGGUACAUACUACUCGAACCGGGAGGGACCGCAAACAAACAAAACGUUUCUAUCAUAAUGGUUGUAUUUGGUUUUAUAAACGAGAAAUAGAGAUUUUUCUAUGCAGAAUAGAAUCACCAAGGCAGCGGUACAGUCCAGCACAAGCAGCCUGAUUCGAUAUUUUACAUGGUUGUUGGGUGCAAAAGUGAUCGUGUAACAUUAAUACGAUCG
This is a messenger RNA of Anopheles coustani, 1910 nucleotides long. Its product is annotated as zwei Ig domain protein zig-8-like. The record is from RefSeq and is a predicted model, not a curated record. Gene Ontology annotation, biological process: synapse organization. Gene Ontology annotation, cellular component: neuron projection membrane. NCBI's taxonomy places the organism in Eukaryota, Metazoa, Arthropoda, Insecta, Diptera, Culicidae. The transcript is spliced from 8 exons. Bases 1 to 1002 code for a protein of 333 amino acids.